Molecule: messenger RNA, 2255 nt
Organism: Triticum aestivum (bread wheat)
Lineage: Eukaryota; Viridiplantae; Streptophyta; Magnoliopsida; Poales; Poaceae
Product: folylpolyglutamate synthase
Exons: 15
Coding region: 42-1901 (619 amino acids)
Biological process (GO): tetrahydrofolylpolyglutamate biosynthetic process
Cellular component (GO): cytoplasm; mitochondrion; cytosol
Molecular function (GO): tetrahydrofolylpolyglutamate synthase activity; ATP binding
Source: RefSeq, a predicted model, not a curated record
UAAAGGAAGCUGAGCGCUCCACAUCACACGAUUGGCGAGCGAUGCGCGCGAGCGGCGGCGCGAGCCCACGACCCGCACCACCGAAGCGCUCCGCCCCUCCGACCACCACCAAACUACCAGUACCCGCCUCCUCCUCGCUCGCCAUGCCGGCACCUCGCCUCGCCCACCUCCGCCGCCUACUCUCGCUCCACUCCCCGCCUCCUCACCCGCUCGCCCCCAGCCCCGUCCGCCCCCUGCUCCCCUCCUCCAUCCUCCCCCGCGCCAUGGCCGGCGCCGCGCAGGCAGGUGCGGCGACAGGGUCGGCGGAGUACGAGGAGGUGCUGGGGUGCCUGGCGUCGCUGAUCAAGCAGAAGGUGCGCGCGGACACCGGCAACCGCGGCAACCAGUGGGAGCUCAUGGCCAAGUACCUGCAGAUACUGGAGCUGGAGGAGCCCAUCGCGCGGCUGAAGGUGGUUCACGUCGCUGGGACCAAAGGGAAGGGUUCAACAUGCACAUUUGCCGAGUCAAUUCUUCGAUCAUGUGGUUUCCGCACUGGACUUUUCACCUCUCCACACUUGAUCGAUGUCCGUGAGCGGUUUCGACUUGAUGGGCUGGACAUUUCAGAAGAAAAGUUUAUUAGGUAUUUCUGGUGGUGCUGGAACAAAUUGAAGGUCAAAACUGGUGAUGAUAUUCCAAUGCCAGCCUACUUUAGGUUCCUUGCGCUGCUAGCAUUCAAGAUUUUUUCAGAUGAGCAGGUGGAUGUAGCUGUGCUGGAGGUCGGUUUGGGAGGGAAAUAUGAUGCAACAAAUGUGGUAAAAGCACCUGUAGUUUGUGGGAUAUCUUCCCUCGGAUACGAUCACAUGGAAAUUCUUGGAAAUUCACUUGUAGAAAUUGCUGGGGAGAAGGCUGGAAUAGUGAAGAAGGGAGUUCCAGCCUAUACAGUUCCACAACCAGAGGAGGCAAUGUCUGUACUGAAGCAGAGAGCUUCUGAAUUGGGUGUUUCUAUCCGAAUAGUUCCACCUUUGGACCCACGGCAAUUAGAAGAUCAACCUCUUGGGCUGCAUGGUGAGCACCAGUACAUGAAUGCAGGCCUUGCAGUUGCAUUGGCUAAUACCUGGCUUGAGAGGCAAGGACAUUUGGACAUAAUACAUGUCAAAGAUCAUGGCACCUUACCAGAUCAGUUCAUCAAAGGGCUAUCAAUUGCUUGUUUACAAGGCCGAGCACAGAUUGUCCCAGAUCUACAAGUGAGCUCAGAAUGUAAGGACGCCAGUUGUCCCUUAGUUUUCUAUUUGGACGGGGCACAUAGCCCAGAAAGUAUGGAAAUAUGCGCAAAGUGGUUUUCCCAUGUUACGAAAAAGGAUACAGCACAACCAGGUCCUUUGGAGCAGCCUCGUAGUGGUAUCAAUUCUAAGAAGGUAUGCUAUGCCUUGCAGUGGCAGCCUUUCGGAUUAAAGCAAUGUUUAAAUGGUCUCUCUCUCUCUCUCUCACACACACACACUCUUGUGGGAUGCUUUCAGAUUCUCCUGUUCAAUUGCAUGUCAGUAAGAGAUCCUCAGAUAUUGCUUCCACGUCUUCUAGAUACAUGUGCUCAGAAAGGCCUCCACUUUGAUCAGGCCUUAUUUGUGCCAAACCAAUCGCAAUAUAACAAGCUUGGUUCGCAUGCAUCACCACCUCCAGGGAGAGAGCAAAUUGAUUUGUCAUGGCAAUUGUCGCUCCAAACAGUCUGGGAAGACUUGCUUCGCGGCAAGAAAGGUCUAAAUGGCACAAGUUCUAGCGGGGCUAGUUUAGUUUUUGAAUCUCUUCCAUCAGCAAUUAAGUGGCUAAGGGAAACUUCUCAACAAAACCAAUCUACUUCAUGGCAGGUCUUGGUUACUGGCUCCCUUCAUCUCGUUGGUGAUGUCUUAAGAUUGAUUAAGAUCUGAUUCUCCUUGCGUCUCGUUGGUGAUGUCUCGAGAUUUAUCAAGUAAAUUUGGUUGGAAUACAAGGUUCAGAUUGAAGUGUCUGUUUACUAGACCACCAUACACCGGAGCCUAUCGUUAUUUAUGAUUGGCAUCCACAAUACAACUACCUGGCUGAAGAAUGAGAGACUUGAAGGCCAUUUUAUUCUGACGUGGACUAAGCGCAAAUAUGUUGUACUACCUCAUUUUUUGUUUCUGCCUAUGUGGGCGCUUGUACAACACUGUAGCCCAUUUUUGUUCAAAUAUAUUCGCUCUGUUUUGGAGUGUACAGACAGCAAACUAUAUUAUGAUAUGAAUAACCAUGCAAAAUUUCAAACU